This is a messenger RNA of Triticum turgidum subsp. durum (durum wheat), 2217 nucleotides long. Lineage: Eukaryota; Viridiplantae; Streptophyta; Magnoliopsida; Poales; Poaceae. The record is from the annotation of a GenBank genome assembly.
AUGGGCCGGGUCUACCCGCGCCGUGACGGAAACCCCCGUGCCGCUGCCCUCUGGCUUCUUCUUCUCCCUGCCGGAGUCGCCCGCCCCAUUAAAACGGUGGGAGAAGGAGAAGCUUCUCCUCCUCCUCCUCCCGCCCCGAAAUCCGCACCCAAAAUCCGAAUUCUAGCGGUAAAAAAUCGCCGCCGGGAACCAAAUUCCCCGAUUGUUCGCCUCGCACGCGCCUCUUUUGAAGGAUUUACACAUAAUGAUGGAAAGAAAGAGAGCAGAUCGGAUGCAGACAACUCAGAAGGAGAGAAGAAGACUAAAAUAGCCUCCUUCAAGAAAAAGGCAAUUAACGCAGGGAACAAAUUCAGACAUUCCCUAAGGAGGAGAAGCAAAAAGAAGAAUGAAAAUCAGAUUUCCAUCGAGGACAUAAGAGAUGUUCAAGAUCUACAGGCCGUUGAAGCAUUUCGACAAUGCUUGCAUGAUGAGGACUUGUUGCCACAACAACAUGAUGAUUACCACAUGAUGCUGAGGUUCCUGAAGGCACGGAAGUUUGAUGUUGAGAAGGCAAAGCUUAUGUGGUCUGAUAUGCUUACAUGGAGAAAGGAAUUUGGGACCGACAAUAUAGAGGAAUUUGAUUACGCUGAGUUAAACGAAGUUAUGAAGUAUUAUCCACAGUUUUACCAUGGGGUGGAUAAAGAUGGAAGACCUAUCUAUGUGGAGUUAAUAGGAAAAGUUGAUGCCAACAAGGUGCUGCAAGUAACAACUAUAGACCGAUAUGUGAAAUAUCAUGUCAAGGAGUUUGAGAAAUGUUUCCAGAUGAGAUUUCCAGCUUGCUCAAUAGCUGCAAAACGGCACCUGGACUCAUGCACAACUAUUCUGGAUGUGCAAGGCGUGGGACUGAAGAACUUCUCGAAAUGUGCAAGGGAACUAAUCACCCGACUGCAGAAGAUUGACAGUGACAACUACCCAGAGACAUUAUGCCGGAUGUACAUAAUUAAUGCUGGCCAAGGCUUCAAGAUGUUAUGGGGCACAAUAAAGUCUUUUCUUGAUCCGAAAACUGCUUCAAAGAUUCAUGUUCUUGGAACCAAGUACCAAAAUAAGCUACUUGAAAUAAUCGAUGAGAGUGAAUUGCCAGAAUUUUUUGGUGGCAAAUGCAAGUGUGAAGAACAUGGAGGUUGUCAGAGAUCAGAUAAAGGUCCUUGGAAGGAUCCCACCACAAUAAAGAGGGUCCUGAAUGGCGAGGCAAACUACGACAGACAAAUCGUGACCAUAUCAGGCACUGAUGGCAAGAUCAUCGGUUAUGCUAGGCCACAGCGCCCAAAUGGAAAGGGCAGUGAUGCAUCUGCUGAGUCUGGGUCUGAAGUGGAAGAUGUUACAUCUCCUACUGCACCAAAGACCCUCAUAACGAACCCUUCUUUGACCCCUGUACAUGAGGAGCCAGCUGACAAGGCUGUCCAACUGGGGCAUAUGUUCUUCCAACAGAUUUCAGCAAAUGGGCAAUGGAAGAAGAGACAACCAUGGAAGAUACCCCAUGGCUACUACUUAGUGCCACCUUUAAUACUGCAAUACAUGUUUCUAACAGGUAACCUCUUACUAUUUCAGUCAAAAUUUGCAGCACAUGCAUCCACGUCUGCUGCUCACCCCACUAUUGAAGACAGCAUCCCUGUUGUUGACAAGGUUGUGGACGACGGAUGGAGCAGCCCCAGAGCUAGUCCAGUGUCUUCUUCCUCUGGUUCAUUAUCCUUGAGAAAUCUGCCGACCACAUUCGAAGGAAUUCGGACCUUGGCUGUCGCAUGGCUGACAGUCUUCAUCGUGACCCUUUUCGCCAUGCUUCGAAGUAUCCCGAGCAGAAUGGCCAAAAGGCUCUCGAACCAAUCCAAUGAUCACGACCACUAUUACGUGGACUGCCCUCAAGAGCAAGAGUACAAGGAGGAGUUCCGACCUCCGUCUCCUGCCCCGGCCUACACAGAGAAGGAUAUCCUUUCAACUCUGGUAAGACGGCUAGGUGAGCUGGAGGAGAAGGUGCAGGCGCUUGAAAAAAAGCCAUCCGAGAUGCCAUUCGAGAAGGAAGAGCUGCUCAAUGCGUCCGCCCGCCGCGUGGACGCCUUGGAAGCCGACUUGAUUUCUACAAAGAAGGCCCUCUACGAGGCGCUGAUGCGUCAGGACGAGCUGCUCGCAUUCAUCGACAAGCAAGACAUGCUCAAGUUCCGCAAGAAGAAAUUCUGCUUUUGA